AAGCCCCACAGCACUGGCAGCUCUGAACGGAUUCAGCUCUCAGGAAUGUACAAUGUUCGAAAAGGGAAAAUACAUUUGCCAGUCAACAGAUGGACAAGACGCCAAGCUAUCCUUUGUGGAACAUGCCUAAUUGUCUCAUCAGUAAAAGAAAGCCAGACUGGAAAGAUGCAUGUCCUCCCUUUAAUUGGUGGAAAAGUGGAAGAAGUGAAAAAGCACCAGCACUGUUUAGCAUUUAGCUCCUCUGGACCUCAAAGCCAGACCUACUACAUUUGUUUCGAUAACUUCACUGAAUAUCUGCGAUGGCUGCGACAAGCAUCAAAGGUUGCAUCACAACGCAUCAGCUCAGUGGAUCUUUCAUGCUGCAGCCUGGAGCACCUGCCUGCCAACCUGUUUUAUAGCCAAGACCUCACUCAUCUCAAUUUAAAGCAGAACUUCCUGAGGCUAAACCCCAGCCCAUCCACAAGUAGAGCGCUUAGUGAAUUACAAAGAUUCACCAAAUUGAAGAGCCUUAACCUUUCGAAUAAUAAUUUAGGAGAGUUCCCACUGGCAGUCUGCAGUAUCCCAACCCUGACUGAACUCAACGUGUCCUGCAAUGCCCUCAGAAGCAUUCCAGCAGUUGUAGGCGAAAUGCACAACUUGCAGACAUUUUUGCUAGAUGGCAACUUUCUCCAGUCCCUUCCUGAUGAAUUGGAGCAUAUGCAUCAACUCAGCUAUGUGAGUCUGUCCUUCAACGAGUUCACUGACAUUCCUGGAGUGCUGGAGAAGCUGACUGCCAUGGAUAAGCUCUGUAUGUCAGGAAACUGCAUUGAUACCCUGAACCUACAGGUGCUAAAAAGAAUGCCUCAUAUUAAGCAUGUGGAUCUAAGAUUGAAUUCAAUUAGGAGAUUGGAGGCCGAUGAAAUAGAUUUCCUGCAUCACGUGACCCAGCUGGAUCUGCGAGACAACAAACUUGGGGAGCUGGACGCAACAGUUUUUAACAACGUGGAAGUGUUACACUGUGAACGGAACCAGCUGGUGACCCUCAAAAUCAGUGGGUAUUUUCUCAAAGCGCUGUACGCUUCCUGCAAUGAACUUGUUCACCUUGAUGUGUAUCCAGUUCCUAAUUGCCUGGCUUAUAUGGAUAUUUCUAGAAAUCACCUGGAAAACCUGCCUGAGUGGGUGUGUGACAGCAGGAAACUGGAAGUGUUGGAUGUUGGCCACAAUCAGAUACGUGAGCUGCCUGCCCGGUUGUUUUACAAUAGCAGCCUGCGGAAGCUGCUGGCAGGACACAACAUGUUGGGAAGGCUCCCAGAUCGGCUCGAGCGAACGCAGGUGGAGGUCUUGGACGUGCAGCACAACCAGCUCCUGGAACUGCCACCUAACCUGCUUUUGAAAGCAGACAGCCUGAGAUUUCUUAAUGCAUCUGCCAACAAACUGGAAAUGCUUCCUCCAGCCACCCUUUCUGAAGAAACCCAUAGCAUCUUGCAGGAGUUGUAUUUGACCAAUAACAACCUCACAGAUAAAUGUGUACCCUUGUUAACAGGCCACCCACACCUGAAAAUCUUGCACAUGGCUUACAAUCGCCUACAGAGCUUCCCUGCAAGCAAAAUGGCCAAGCUGGAAGAGUUGGAGGAAAUCGAUAUUAGUGGGAACAAACUGAAAGCCAUUCCAACAACCAUCAUGAACUGCAGACGUAUGCAUACUGUAAUUGCUCACUCCAACUGCAUUGAAGUCUUCCCAGAAGUCAUGCAGCUUUCUGAAAUAAAGUGUGUGGACCUAAGCUGCAAUGAACUGAGUGAAGUCACAUUGCCUGAAAACCUGCCUCCAAAACUGCAGGAGCUGGACCUGACUGGAAAUCCCAGAUUAGCCCUGGAUCACAAAACCCUAGAGCUUCUGAACAAUAUCCGGUGCUUCAAGAUCGACCAGCCCUCGGCCGGGGACGCGUCGGGAGCGCCGGCGGUGUGGAGUCACGGCUACACGGAGGCGUCCGGCGUGAAGAACAAGCUGUGUGUGGCAGCACUUUCGGCCAACAACUUCUGCGACAACCGGGAGGCCCUUUACGGUGUGUUCGAUGGGGACCGCAACGUGGAAGUGCCCUAUCUGCUGCAGUGCACCAUGAGCGACAUCCUGGCAGAGGAGCUGCAGAAAACAAAGAAUGAGGAGGAAUACAUGAUCAACACUUUCAUUGUUAUGCAGAGGAAACUUGGAACAGCUGGACAGAAACUUGGAGGCUCUGCUGUCCUUUGCCAUAUAAAACAUGAUCCCAUGGACCCUGGUGGAUGCUUCACACUAACCUCAGCAAACGUGGGGAAGUGCCAAACUGUUCUCUGCCGGAAUGGGAAACCUCUGCCUUUGUCCAGGUGUUACGUGAUGAGCUGUGAAGAAGAGCUGAAAAGGAUUAAGCAGCAUAAGGCCAUUAUCACAGAGGAUGGCAAAGUGAACGGUGUGACAGAUUCAACAAGAAUCCUGGGGUACACCUUCCUUCACCCAAGCGUUGUGCCGCGUCCUCACGUCCAGUCCAUCACCUUAACUCCACAAGAUGAGUUCUUCAUUCUGGGGAGCAAGGGGCUGUGGGACAGCCUCUCGAUGGAUGAAGCCGUUGAGGCCGUCAGGAAUGUGCCUGAUGCGCUGGCGGCCGCCAAGAAGCUUUGCACUUUGGCCCAGAGUUACGGCUGCAACGACAGCAUCAGCGCUGUGGUGGUUCAGCUCAACGUGACGGAGGACAGCUUCUGCUGCUGUGAGCUCAAUGGGGUCCCGCCCCCCAGCCCAGGCAUCUUCCCCCAGUCUGUCAACGUGGUGAUCAAGGACAGGCCCGCCGACGCGCUGGGGAUGCCGUCCUCGAGCAGCGGCAUGGCUUCGGAAAUCAGCAGCGAGAUCUCCACCUCGGAGAUGAGCAGCGAGGUGGGCUCCACGGCCUCGGACGAGCCGCCGCAGGUGGCCAUGAACGAGAGCAGCCCGGCGUACCCCGGGGAGCAGCGCUGCAUGCUGCACCCCGUCUGCCUGGCCAACUCCUUCCAGCGGCAGCUCUCCAGCGCCACCUUCUCCAGCGCCUUCUCCGACAACGGCCUGGACAGCGACGACGAGGAGCCCAUCGAGGGGGUGUUCACCAACGGCAGCCGCGUGGAGGUGGAGGUGGACAUCCACUGCAGCCGGGCCAAGGACAAGCAGCUUCUCCAAGUGCCGGUGGAAGCCAGCGACGAAGGGAUCGUCAUCAGUGCCAAUGAAGAUGAGCCCAGCCUUCCCAGGAAAGCCGAAUAUUGUGCCACGGGCACAAUCGGGCGCCGGCGGGGCAACGGCUCUGUGGCACCGCACGAGAGGAGCCACAACUUAAUUGAAGUUGCGACGGAUGCGCCGCUCAGAAAAACUGGGGGAUACUUUGCUGCUCCAGCACAACCUGAUCCUGAUGACCAGUUCAUCAUCCCACCAGAGCUUGAAGAAGAAGUCAAGGAGAUUAUGAAGCAGCACCAGGAACAACAGCAGCAGCAGCAGCAACAGCAGCAGCAGAGGCAGUAUCCGAUGGACCACCUGGCGGACUAUUACGACACACCACUAUGACCCACUAUUUACUGCUCAGAAAUAAACUAACAAAUAAGGAGACUUGACUGUGAGACCCAGUGGGCUUGCAUUACAGCAGGGGUUUUCCUUAUCCUUUUCCUUUAUAUACUUCCCUUUCCUUAUCCUGCCACUACAGAUUAACUGCAGCUUUUCAGUUUGUUAGGUUUAAUAUUCAUUGACUUUCUUCUAGAGACGCUUGACUGGUAAAGUUUAAAAUAGUUAACCCUCCCUUAACAUAUCAAGUGUAAAAACAGGAAAACAAACAAAAAAAAUAAAAAUAAAAAGGUUUAAUAUAUUGCUGAGAAACAGAUGAUGAUGUAAUAUUUUUUAAAAUGGCUUGUUUGUUUUGUUUGAAAAGCAGGGCAGUAGCCAGUGCUAAAUGAUUUAAGUAAUAUUGUAAUACUGUAUUUCUUUGAGAGAAAAGGCUUUUUUUGGUCUUGAAAAUGAUAGACAUUUGUAGAAUAUGGAGACUAACUCCUAGGAGUUGCUUUACUCUUUCAGGUGACUUAAGUCACUGAGAUUCACUAAUUUUCUCUGAGAGAACAGUUGAUUGGGAAAUUCCUGUAAAUAGCUCAGUGUUGUAUAGUGAUGCUUACUGUUUUGUAGCCUUGGCAUUAAGGACACAACCUGAAAAACUGACUUUUUUUCUUAAGUGACUCUUUGGGCCAUGGUCAUUAGGCGUAAUGGACUGUGUGGCUGUGUACAAGUUAGCUAGAGCCCAGGUGGUGUAGACUGUUCAAAGAAACCCACUUUUUCCUCCGGUCUCUUUCUUUCCUUACUUUUACAGACACGUUUUGUUUGUGUUCCUUACUGCUGCCACAACCAGCAUGAUUGUAUAGAGCUCAUUUGCUGUAGAACAUUUACAUACCAAGAGUUAUAUUAAAGCCGAAUGCACAAAUGAACAUGUCAUAAUUUUUGUUAUAAUAAAUAUGAAAUUUACACCUGAUGUCUGCUUUUAUGUCUGACCAGCUGAGCAGCAGCUCUCAAACAGCACCUUGCUGGUGGUUCCUCAGCAUGCUGCUCAGUUAAACCAAGAAGUUUUGAAACUUUUUCAGCUCGAUCACAUUUUUACACUAACUGCAGAAGCUCACUUGUAUUUUCAGAAUUCAAAGGUUGUGCAAAGUGGCCUUUAAAAGAUACAAACCAACUCUCUGAGGAAUUGACCUCUUCCUUUUUUUCUUUCUCAGUACUAAUUCAGCACUAUUGAUUUGCCCUUUGCCACAGUAUUGACAAUGCCAGAAGAAUGAAGAGGAGCGGUGUGCUCUGGCUCUGUCCCACUGGGACUGGGUGACUGAAGGUAGAAAUAAUGAAGGGAUAACAAAAGGUAGAAGGAGAGCAUUGGAUACUGAAAGAAGAGAGAAAAUAUGAGGAGAAGGCAGAAAAGUGCAUUUAAAACUACCUAUAUAAAUUUGCUCCAAUGUGCUGCAUGAACAUGAGUUCGAUGGCAAUCAGACUUUGGUAGCAAAGAGCCAUCUUUUUGUGAUUCCUGUGGGAAAGGAGGGGCAUAUUUUUGUGAUUCCUGUGGGAAAGGAGCAAUGUUCUUUUUCAGUAUUGCCCCCAGCCAACUGCUCCAUUUUACUUCUUGCUCUUUAAAAGCUGAAUUCGUUUGCAGUCAUGACAGUGUCUUGUUCCUUCUUGGCACUUGGCAUAUUUGGGAAGAGGACUGUGGUGACAGGCUGUUGUCCUUAUUCUGUUCUUGGGUGAAAUAGCUAAGUUAGAAUGGGAUUGCUGUUAACAGAAGAUUUUUAGCUACUUUUCUUUAAUAACAAUAACAACAAAGGAGCAAACAUUAAAAUACCUGGUUUGA
Molecule: messenger RNA, 5341 nt
Organism: Ficedula albicollis (Collared flycatcher)
Lineage: Eukaryota; Metazoa; Chordata; Aves; Passeriformes; Muscicapidae
Gene: PHLPP1
Product: PH domain and leucine rich repeat protein phosphatase 1
Exons: 16
Coding region: 46-3534 (1162 amino acids)
Molecular function (GO): protein binding
Source: RefSeq, a predicted model, not a curated record